Bicyclus anynana (squinting bush brown) is the source of this 1390-nucleotide messenger RNA. Its product is annotated as chymotrypsin-like elastase family member 2A. The record is from RefSeq and is a predicted model, not a curated record. Gene Ontology annotation, molecular function: serine-type endopeptidase activity. The transcript has 7 exons. Gene Ontology annotation, biological process: proteolysis. NCBI's taxonomy places the organism in Eukaryota, Metazoa, Arthropoda, Insecta, Lepidoptera, Nymphalidae. Bases 51 to 1370 code for a protein of 439 amino acids.
AGUUAUUUUUAAUAUAAAACAGUGACUGUGUAAACUGCACAUACAAAAACAUGAAAGGAGAAUUACUAAUUUUGAAGACACUUCUAAUUUUAAUACAAUGUAAUGAUUAUGUGCCUUUUGUUAGUCCGAUUCUAACAAUGUACCCAUGUUUGAACACUCGAGACAUUGUCGUUUGGUAUGACACCACUCUACCGCCGAAGGACAGGAAUCAAUAUUACUUGUACAUAAACAGAAUGUUUCCUGCCAGAGUGGCGAUCGAGACUAAAUUCAACGCCCACGUGAGCAUUACUAUGAACAUUAGAACGGGUAAUAACACGUUUACACCAGAAGUAUUGAGAGAAGGUGUGGCGUCAACGCAUACUUAUAGAACUACAAAUCCAGGCCUGAUUUCUUACGGUUAUAAAGUGAAGGGAACGGUUCCCGGGAAAGUUCCAUAUUUAACUAGCCUCACAAGUAAUAAAGUGGAACUCUGCACUCAACCAAACGUGGGUUUUCUUGACGCAUAUACAGCCAACACCGUUGACUCUGAGACCCGACUGGACUGCGGUAGACGCAAAGUGGCACACACUGAACUGAUAUUCAACGGGGAGCAGACAAAGCCAGGGGAUUGGCCAUGGCAUGCGGCACUCUACAAAUUUGAUUACCCAAACAAUAAAUAUGUAUGUGGUGGAACCCUACUCUCCUCACAUUUUGUUUUAACAGCUGCUCACUGUGCCAGCGUGAGAGGCGUUCCAGUUGUGGCUGAAGUGAUGAGUGUCAUUCUCGGGAAAUACAGAUUGUACGGAGGCGAUUUAGGAACUCAGGAGAAAGAAGUACACAGAAUAAUUAUCCAUGAAGAUUUUCAAUAUCGUUAUUUACAUAACGACAUAGCUCUUUUGAAGUUGAGUACUGAAGUUUCGUUUAAUGACUAUAUUCAACCGGCUUGCUUGUGGUACAGCAAAGCCAGUGCAAAAUUGUUGUCUGAAGAAAUUGUAGGGAUGAUUGUUGGCUGGGGUUUUGACAGCAGUUAUACUUUAUCACGAACUAUAAGACAAACACAGAUGCCUAUGGUGCCUGAUAGUGUCUGUAUGUCGAGUAACCCAAACUUUUUCACGUCUAUUCUGAACGACAAGAAGUUUUGUGCUGGAUAUCGCAAUCAUAGUUCGCCUUGCAACGGUGACAGCGGAAGUGCUUUCCAAGUGUUUAUUCCAGACUCAGCACAGCAAACGGUAAAUACACAUAGUUCUGGAGCCUGGCUCGUCAGAGGCAUAGUGUCUCUGGCAGUGUCCCGGGAUGACGCGGCUGUGUGUGACCCCGACGAGUAUGUGGUGUUUACUGACGUCGCCGAGUAUCUUACUUGGAUUCAGAAUAACGUUGAUUAUGAUUUAUAAUACGAUUAUAAUGUAUUUUU